Molecule: messenger RNA, 1038 nt
Organism: Ostreococcus tauri
Lineage: Eukaryota; Viridiplantae; Chlorophyta; Mamiellophyceae; Mamiellales; Bathycoccaceae
Product: Polyprenyl synthetase
Exons: 1
Coding region: 1-1038 (345 amino acids)
Biological process (GO): isoprenoid biosynthetic process
Molecular function (GO): prenyltransferase activity
Source: RefSeq, a predicted model, not a curated record
AUGCGGAGCACCGCGCGGGCGCCGAGCGCGCGCGUGGUGGCGCGGCGCGCGAUCGGUGGUCGACGCGGGACGGAUGCGCGGCGCGCGCGGACGGAGGCGAGCGCGCCGGCGACGAGCGGGGCGUCGUCGACGAGCGCGGACAGUGAGCGUGAAUUUAAUGCGUACAUCAAGGGCGUGAACGCGAAGAUUGAGCGGGCGCUCGACGCGAGCGUGCCGGUGCAUUACCCGGAGCGUCUGAGUGAAUCCAUGAGAUACUCCCUGCUCGCGGGGGGGAAGCGGAUUCGACCGGCGCUGUGUUUGGCGGCGUGCGAACUCGUGGGUGGUGAUAUGGAGACGGCGAUGCCGACGGCGUGCGCGCUGGAGAUGAUUCACACCAUGUCGCUGAUUCACGACGAUUUGCCGAGCAUGGAUAACGACGACUUUCGGAGAGGCAAGCCGACGAACCACAAGGUGUACGGGGAGGAGAUGGCGAUUUUAGCCGGUGACGCUUUAUUGAGCCACGCAUUCGAGUACAUCGGAAGAGAAACGAAGGGUGCGAGCGCGGAGAAGGUGUUGCGCGUGAUUGUGGACGUUGGUAAGUGCGUCGGGAGCGAAGGGUUGGUCGGGGGCCAAGUCGUGGAUAUCAUGUCGGAGGGUGCGGGUCCGGAGAACGUGACGGUUGAUACGUUGAAGUACAUUCACGCGCACAAGACCGGGGCGCUUCUUGAGGUGAGUGUCACGGCUGGGGCGAUUCUCGGGGGGGCGAGCGAGGAGCAAAUUGGCAAGUUAGAACGAUACGCGCAAAACAUCGGGUUAGCGUUCCAAGUCGUCGAUGACAUCCUUGACUGCACAGCGAGUAGUGAAGAGCUCGGUAAGACCGCGGGUAAGGAUGUAGCCGUCGGUAAGACCACCUACCCGAGUUUAGUUGGCAUGGAAGAGUCCAAGCGCAUCGCCGCAGACCUCAUUAGCAAGGCGAAGGCGGAGUUGGAGGGCUUCGAUCCAGUGAAGGUUCGACCCCUCAUCGGUCUCGCCGAUUACAUUCAAAACCGCAAGAACUAA